AUGGGCUCCAACACAAAAAUCGACAAGGAGAACAUCAUCCCUUCAUAUGAGCAUCUUCCGGAGGACGUUCGUCUGCUGCUGGAGGAGCACAAGAAGAAGCGCGAUGAAGAAGAUCUACAAGCGGCGCUUGCGAGCAUCAAGAUCGAUCGAUGCGGCAACAUCACAAAGAUCAAGGAGAUCGACUUCGCUUCUGCCUCCACAGAUGCAUCUACUGAGGAUGCUGUGCUACCUGUAGAGGUAAACUUGGAUGCGUACAGGUGUGCUAAGCAAAAUGAUUUAAAUGUCGGUGAAUAUCAUGACUUGACGAUGGACAAUAUUGAUGAAAUCACCGACAAGAGAUUGAUGGCUCUGAAGGAGAUAGAGAAGGACAAGACCAUGGUGGCGAAGGCAUAUAACAAGAAGGUCAAGGCCAAAUCUUUCCAGAUUAGAGAACUCGUGUGGAAGACGGUGCUACCACUGAAGACGAAGGACAGAAGAUUUGGCAAGUGGACUCCAAGCUGGGAAGCUCAUGACCUUCACUGA
This is a messenger RNA of Panicum virgatum (switchgrass), 522 nucleotides long. RefSeq lists its product as uncharacterized. The record is from RefSeq and is a predicted model, not a curated record. The transcript has 3 exons. Lineage: Eukaryota; Viridiplantae; Streptophyta; Magnoliopsida; Poales; Poaceae. The coding region runs from base 1 to 522 and encodes 173 amino acids.